AUGGCUUCCGCAGCUGUUCAACUUCCCGCUUCUCGCGGCUCUCUGCUCUCAGAAAAGCCCGGAGUCCCAGUCUCCGAAAAGCCUCACCAUGUCCAGACCACACUCAACUUCUUCAAAGAGAACGAAGAUGGCUCUCCCCCAGAACCAACAUAUACCAGCAGACCAGAAACAUACGAUCGACCCGCGGCCCCUCUCGCAACCACCAUCCACGACAUCAGCGGCCACGAGCUGGACUACAAGCUCGACACCCAUGGAUUCCAGCUCUACUACCACGAAAGCCAAGAGAAAGACUUCCUAGACGACGAGAAGAUCAAGAGGGAAUACUACGCAGAAACAGAACAGCUACUAAAAGACGCCACCGGUGCCUCCCGCAUCUUCAUCUUCGACCACACAAUCCGCCGAGCACCAACCGACGGAUCCGCCGGUGCCCGCAUGCGCGGACCCGUACAGCGCGUGCACAUCGAUCAAUCCUACACUGCCUCCAAGAACAGAGUCUCCCACCAUCUGCCAGACGAAGCACCCGAGCUUCUCAAGGGCCGAUACCAGAUCAUCAACGUCUGGCGUCCGAUCAAGACGAUUCUGAAAGAUCCAUUGGCUGUGGCGGAUGCGCACUCAGUCCCGGAUAGCGACCUUGUGCCCAUCGGUCUUAUAUAUCCGGACCGGGAGGGUGAGACAUACGGUGUUAAACCUGAUCCGAAUAUCAAGUGGUAUUACCGCUAUGGACAGACGCCGGAUCUGGUGACGCUUAUCAAAUGUUUUGAUUCUAAGGUUGAUGGGAGAGCCCGGCGUGUGCCUCAUACUGCUUUUGUUAACCCGGAAACUGAGAAUGAAGCCGGAAGAGAGAGUAUUGAGGUGCGAGCGUUGGUUUUCCAUCCUGAUGACCGUGACUAG
Messenger RNA from Penicillium mononematosum, 891 nucleotides. RefSeq lists its product as uncharacterized. The record is from RefSeq and is a predicted model, not a curated record. The coding region runs from base 1 to 891 and encodes 296 amino acids. The transcript has 2 exons. Gene Ontology annotation, molecular function: oxidoreductase activity. Lineage: Eukaryota; Fungi; Ascomycota; Eurotiomycetes; Eurotiales; Aspergillaceae.